CCCUUCCACAAUCCCCAUCACAAAACAAAAAACAACUAACGGGAAAAAGAAAAAGAAUUCGAACGUUAAAGAAAACGACAAACAUGUCUUGCACUGUCGCUCUUUCAAAUUCGCCGGUUUUCUCACCGUCUAGGGUUCCGUCACCGUCAUCUUCUCCUUCACCUUCUUCUCCGUCAUCAUCACCGUUAAGGAUUCUUCGUAUACAGAAAGCGCCGUUAAGUAACCUUAUUAGAGCUUCUAAUACUGAUUGUUCUACUAAUACGGUUUUGAAGAGGAAGAGACCGACUAGGUUGGAUCUUUCUGUUGUGGGUUCCAUGAGUUUUGGGAAUUUUAAGGUGGAUACUAAUCCGGGUCGGGUUGAGGAUUUGGUUGAGGUUGAAGGAGAGGGGUAUAGUGUUUGUUGUAAAAGAGGGAGAAAAGGUGCUAUGGAAGAUCGUCACUCUGCUUUGGUUAAUUUCCAAGGAGAUUCCAAACAGGGUGUUUUUGGUAUAUUUGAUGGUCACGGAGGAGUAAAAGCUGCGGAGUUUGCAGCAGAGAACUUGAAUAAGAACAUUAUAAAUGAACUAGAAGGAAAGACAACAGAUGACGAAGUUGAGACGGCAGUGAAAAAUGGUUAUCUUAAAACAGAUUCUGAAUUUCUCAACCAGGAAGCUCGGGGUGGAUCGUGUUGUGUAACAGCAUUGAUCCAAAAAGGCAAUCUAGUUGUAUCUAAUGCUGGUGAUUGUCGUGCUGUUGUGAGCAGAGGAGGGAUUGCUGAGGCAUUGACCUCUGAUCAUAAGCCUUCAAGGCAAGAUGAGAAAGAUAGAAUUGAGGCAUCGGGUGGCUAUGUAGAUUGUUGUCAUGGUGUUUGGAGAAUUCAGGGAUCUCUCGCUGUAUCAAGAGCUAUCGGGGAUCAGUACCUUAAACAAUGGGUAAUGGCAGAACCUGAGACGAGGAUUCUUGAACUUAAUCCUGAAUUGGAAUUCCUAGUCCUUGCAUCUGAUGGUUUGUGGGAUACGGUUAGCAAUCAAGAAGCAGUCGAUAUUGCUCGGCCUUUGUGCACUGGUGUCAGUACGCAGCAGCCCUUGUCAGCAUGUAGAGAGCUCAUUGACCUCUCUGUUUCUCGAGGUUCACUUGAUGAUAUAAGUGUGAUGAUAAUUCAACUGGGACAAUUCUGUUGACGGUUCCUCAUUUUAGGUUAGGAAAAUAACAACUGCUUACUGCCACAGGAUUCUUUCUCACUAACUCGCAUGCGAGUUGCUAGCUAGAGAUUAUAACUAGAAUAACAGUUAGAUCAGUUUAAUAGUAUGAGGUUUUAACCCUGUAAAUCGAAUUGCUCUCAGAUUCUUUAUUUCCCCCUUGAUUCGGGUAUAUAAUUCACUUGUCAUGAGACUUCAGGUCAGGUGCAAUGAUGGGCAAAACCCCUUUUUAUCCA
Molecule: messenger RNA, 1414 nt
Organism: Lycium ferocissimum
Lineage: Eukaryota; Viridiplantae; Streptophyta; Magnoliopsida; Solanales; Solanaceae
Product: probable protein phosphatase 2C 25
Exons: 3
Coding region: 84-1160 (358 amino acids)
Biological process (GO): protein dephosphorylation
Molecular function (GO): protein serine/threonine phosphatase activity; cation binding
Source: RefSeq, a predicted model, not a curated record